Molecule: messenger RNA, 2511 nt
Organism: Phanerochaete carnosa HHB-10118-sp
Lineage: Eukaryota; Fungi; Basidiomycota; Agaricomycetes; Polyporales; Phanerochaetaceae
Exons: 9
Coding region: 59-2350 (763 amino acids)
Biological process (GO): protein ubiquitination; SCF-dependent proteasomal ubiquitin-dependent protein catabolic process
Cellular component (GO): SCF ubiquitin ligase complex
Molecular function (GO): ubiquitin protein ligase binding
Source: RefSeq, a predicted model, not a curated record
CCUCUGACCACCAUCAUCCUUGACGAAUCCCGGAAGCCACCCAUCCUUAGCAUCCAGUAUGGCGAGUUCGUCGUCCAGUAACACUGUGGCAAUGCCGCCGCCCAACGCGGACCUCGCCACCACCUGGGCCUAUCUCGAGGAGGGUGUCGACCAUAUCAUGACCAAGCUCCAGACUGGAGUCUCAUACUCCAAGUAUAUGAGCCUGUACACGGUCUCCUACAACUACUGCACAUCAUCUAAGAUGCACAACACGGGUGAUUCGACGUCUCUGGGGCAAAGGACGGGCGCGAACCUGAUGGGCUCCGAUUUGUACAAUAAUCUCAUUAGAUAUUUUGUAGCGCAUCUGAAGACGCUGCGAGAGGAGGCGGAGCCGCUGCAAGACGAAGCUCUCCUCCGAUACUACGCCAAGGAAUGGGAUCGUUACACGACAGGUGCAAACUACAUUAACCGACUCUUCACUUAUCUCAAUCGACACUGGGUGAAGCGGGAGCGGGACGAAGGUCGGAAAGGUGUCUACCCCGUGUAUACUCUUGCACUUGUGCAAUGGAAGACCAACUUCUUCUUGCAUGUUCAGAGCAAGCACCAGAAGCUAGCGGGCGCUGUUCUCCGCUUGAUCGAGCGACAACGCAAUGGCGAGACCAUUGAUCAAGGUUUGGUCAAGAAGGUCGUUGACUCGUUCGUCUCACUCGGUUUGGAUGAGAGCGACAUCAACAAAGUAUCGUACGAGGUCUACAAGGAGCACUUCGAAACGCCAUUCCUCGAGGCCACCGAAAAGUAUUACCGCAAGGAGUCGGAGCAGUUCCUCGCUGAGAACAGCGUACCUGACUACAUGAAGAAGGCCGAGGAGCGUCUUCGCGAAGAAGAGGACCGCGUAGAGCGAUACUUGAACACCAACACUCGCAAGGCUCUCGUUAGCAAGUGUGAGCAUGUCCUAAUCCGUGAGCAUGCCGAACGUCUGUGGGAGCACUUCCAGACCCUCCUCGACUAUGACAAGGACGAGGAUCUGCAGCGCAUGUAUGCCCUCCUUGCUCGCAUACCCGAGGGCUUGGAGCCACUCCGCAAGAAGUUCGAGGAGCACGUCAAGAAGGCCGGUCUCGCUGCGGUGGCGAAGCUCGUGGGCGAAGGGACCGAUGCCACCGAGCCCGAUCCCAAAGCAUACGUCGAUGCCUUGCUCGAGGUCCACCAGAAGAACUCCGAGACCGUUAGCCGCAGCUUCCGUGGCGAAGCCGGCUUCGUUGCCAGUCUGGAUAAGGCCUGCCGUGACUUCGUCAAUCGCAACGCCGCUACGGGCACGUCGACGACCAAAUCCCCAGAGCUGCUCGCCAAGCACGCCGAUGCUCUUCUCCGAAAGAGUAACAAGAUGGCCGAGGAAGAAGAUCUUGAGGGUGCGCUCAACAAAGUGAUGGUGCUGUUCAAGUACAUCGACGACAAGGACGUCUUCCAACAGUUCUACACGACCAAGCUGUCCAAGCGUCUUAUCCACGGUGUUUCUGCGUCCGACGAGGCCGAAGCCAGCAUGAUCUCGAAGCUGAAGGAGGCAUGUGGCUUCGAGUACACUAACAAACUGCAGCGCAUGUUCACAGAUAUGUCCUUAUCUAAGGAUCUCACCGAGCAGUUCAAGGAGCGCAUGCAGCAGAACCACGACGAUAUGGAUAUCAACUUCGGUAUCAUGGUCCUCGGUACGAACUUCUGGCCCCUCAAUCCACCUGCGCACGACUUCAUCAUUCCCUCUGACAUCCUUCCUGUGUACGACCGCUUCACGAAGUACUACCAACAAAAGCACUCCGGUCGCAAGCUGACAUGGCUAUGGAACUACUCCAAGAACGAGCUUCGUACGAGCUACCUCAACCAGAAAUACAUCUUCAUGACCAGCACGUACCAGAUGGCCGUUCUCGUCCAGUACAACCAGAACGACACUCUGUCUUUCGAGGAGCUCAAGGCUGCUACACAGAUCAGCGAGGAUCUAUUGAAGCAGGUCCUUCAAUCGCUCGUCAAGGCCAAGGUCCUCAUCGAGUCGGAUCAAUAUGACUUGAACCCUAACUUCAAGUCGAAGAAGAUCCGCAUCAACCUCAACGUUCCUCUGAAAGCAGAGCAGAAGACUGAGUCCAACGACGUCCUCAAGACUGUCGAUGAGGACCGUAAAUACGUCAUUCAGGCGACCAUCGUCCGGAUUAUGAAGGCGAGGAAGACAAUGAAGAAUCAGCAGCUGAUUCAGGAGGUCAUCUCGCAGAUCUCUCAGCGGUUCACACCGAAAAUCCCGGAUAUCAAGAAGGCCAUAGACCACCUUCUGGAGAAGGAGUACAUCGAGCGUGUGGAGGGUACCCGCGAUACUUUCGCCUAUGUCGCUUGAGGAUCUCGUUUGCUGUCAUUCCAUUCCAUGCUAUCGUUUGUACAUGUCGUUAUACAUCUUCUGGUAGAUAUGGACGUUGUAGCAAUAGUAUACUAUCCCUUCCUGUUCUCUUCUUGUGUGAAUGAGUGUUAUUUUGCGAUACCUUUUAUUACAUGCAUUCG